Engraulis encrasicolus (European anchovy) is the source of this 2446-nucleotide messenger RNA. RefSeq names its product cugbp, Elav-like family member 1 (gene celf1). Lineage: Eukaryota; Metazoa; Chordata; Actinopteri; Clupeiformes; Engraulidae. Gene Ontology annotation, molecular function: mRNA 3'-UTR binding. Gene Ontology annotation, cellular component: nucleus; ribonucleoprotein complex; cytoplasm. The transcript is spliced from 16 exons. Gene Ontology annotation, biological process: regulation of alternative mRNA splicing, via spliceosome; mRNA splice site recognition. The record is from RefSeq and is a predicted model, not a curated record. Bases 326 to 1897 code for a protein of 523 amino acids.
AGACACAGACAGCCAUUUUGCACCCUUCCCUUGCAAGACUGGCCAAGGCUGCUGCCACAGAGUUGCCUUAUGAAGACAAUUACGCGAAACAAAUAGCGGGUUUACUCCUUUUAAAAACGACCUGUCAUCGUGGCAGUGACUUAGGGUAACAGCUGACAGCUGUGUCUAAGUGUCGGUGCAAAGGAGUGGAAGAGAGGAGAGGAGACGAGACGAGAGGAGAGGAGAGCUGACCAGGAGAAAAGAGAGAAGAGAAGAGAAAAGAGGAGAGGAGAGGAGCACUUCUAGUGGAAACUGAGGACCCCCAGGUGGUUGCCUGUUGCGCUGGAUGGCUAGUGUGGAGGCCGAGGUGCGAUACCUCUCCCCCCAGGAACCUCAUGUCCCGAUGGGGCCGCCACACUGCGACAUGCCCCUCUCUGCCCUGGAGGCUGGCGGCUCUAAGAAGAUGAACGGGACGCUGGACCACCCGGACCAGCCGGACCUGGACGCCAUCAAGAUGUUUGUGGGUCAGAUCCCGCGCGGCUGGGCCGAGGAGCAGCUGAGAGAGCUGUUCGAACCCUACGGAGCCGUCUACGAGAUCAACGUCCUGCGCGACCGCAGCCAGAACCCCCCGCAGAGCAAAGGCUGCUGUUUUAUAACGUAUUACACACGGAAAGCUGCAUUAGAAGCCCAGAACGCCCUGCACAACAUGAAGAUCCUACCAGGGAUGCACCAUCCUAUUCAGAUGAAGCCGGCAGAUAGUGAAAAGAACAAUGCUGUCGAGGACCGUAAGCUCUUCAUUGGGAUGAUCAGUAAGAAGUGUAAUGAGAGCGAUAUCCGGCUCAUGUUCGCCCCCUAUGGCCAGAUCGAGGAGUGCAGGAUACUCAGAGGACCAGACGGACUCAGCAGAGGUUGUGCCUUCGUGACCUUCACUGCCAGACAGAUGGCCCAGUCAGCUAUCAAGUCCAUGCACCAAUCACAGACCAUGGAGGGCUGUUCGUCUCCUAUCGUGGUGAAGUUGGCGGACACCCAGAAGGAUAAAGAGCAGAAGAGGAUUGCGCAACAGCUACAGCAGCAGAUGCAGCAGCUCAACGCUGCCUCCAUGUGGGGAAACCUGGCAGGACUCAACUCCCUAGGACCCCAGUACCUAGCACUUUACUUGCAGCUCCUGCAACAGUCGGCGUCCUCCGGCAACGCACUCAAUAACCUGCACCCCAUGACAGGUCUGAGUGCUAUGCAGAAUCUGGCAGCGCUAGCAGCAGCAGCGAGCGGCACACAGGCCACGCCCACAGGAAGCAGCAACGCCCUCACUUCCUCCCUCACCUCCUCCUCCUCUCCUCUCUCAGGCUCCUCCCCCACCUCCUCCUCCGCCUCCUCUGUUAACCCCAUGGCCUCUCUCGGAGCUCUACAGUCUCUGGCGGCCAGCGCAGGAGCCGGACUCAACAUGGGCUCUCUAGCAGGUAUGGCGGCUCUGAACGGUGGUCUGGGCGGCGCCGGGUUGUCUAACGGGUCGUCCAGCACCAUGGAGGCUCUGACCCAGGCGGCCUACUCCGGGAUACAGCAGUACGCCGCCGCCGCCCUCCCCAGCCUCUACAACCAGAGCCUGCUCUCCCAGCAGAACAUGGGCGCCGCAGGCAGCCAGAAGGAAGGUCCAGAGGGUGCCAAUCUCUUCAUCUAUCACCUCCCGCAGGAGUUCGGAGAUCAGGACCUCCUCCAGAUGUUCAUGCCGUUUGGCAACGUCGUCUCCGCUAAAGUCUUCAUCGACAAGCAGACCAACCUCAGCAAGUGCUUUGGCUUCGUGAGUUACGACAACCCGGUGUCGUCGCAGGCGGCGAUCCAGUCGAUGAACGGCUUCCAGAUCGGCAUGAAGCGGCUCAAGGUGCAGCUGAAGAGGAGCAAGAACGACAGCAAACCCUACUGAGCAUGCCCAGAACGGAGCGGAGCGGAGCAGGGUGGAGGGGAGGGGAGGGGAGCCCCCUAGUGGACACUGAUAGCGAGCGCUUGGCUGUUGUUUUAGUUUCUGAUUGUUCUCCUGCCCAUCCCGUCUUCUCCUGUUCCGUGUUCCGUGUUCCGUGUUCUCUCCCCGCGGCCUGACUAGCAUGUCGCGUCACCUCACGUGACGUCACGUCUCCAUCAGUCCUCUCUGAUGCUUCAAAUUUCACCUUUUACUCCUAAACCAUUAUGUGUUGUUUGAUGUUUGAUGCUAGUUUGGUUAUUAUUACUAUUAUUAUUAUUAUUAUUAUUAUUAUUUUAGCCUUGUUUGUGGGUGUUUGUGUGUUUGUUUGUUCAUCUGUGUUUUGUUUGUGUGUUUGUUUGUGUUGCCACGGUGCAUUAGAAAGACAGACUGCUAAUUCUAUUAAAAGUUGUAUAGAGUUACCCGAGUAUUGUUACAAGCAAAAAAACAAACAAACAGAAGAUUCUAUUUUUCUAGAAGUUCGGAGCAUAACCACUAAAGUUUUGCAGAAGCGUC